Pelagomonas calceolata is the source of this 980-nucleotide messenger RNA. NCBI's taxonomy places the organism in Eukaryota, Pelagophyceae, Pelagomonadales, Pelagomonadaceae. The record is from the annotation of a GenBank genome assembly.
CCCACAAAAACAAAGCCACAGAGCUUGGGCCCACAGCCUGAGCAUCGCAGAGGUGUGAGCCCCGCGGCCCAAAAACAAAGCCACAGAGCAAAGCCCAGCACAACAAAAUGGGAGGCGAUGGCGGCUGCAUCGCCACGCAGCGCGAGUUCAUGCGCGGCACCUACGGCUCCGCCCAUUCGAAGGGCGGCUGGGCGCAAGGGCAGAACCACGGCUCGGGCACGACCGGUGGGGAUGCGGAGAGCGGCGACUUUACAAACAGAAGGCGCGCCAUCCGCGUGCGGUCCUGCGCCCUGUCGGGGGACGCCUUGAAAGCACCGGUGGUCAGCGACGCGUUCGGCCAGCUCUUCAACAAAUUGGACGUGUUGGAGCAGCUCUCUUCCAAAAGUUUGCCGGAGGCGUUUUCGCACAUUCGCGGCUUACGGGAUCUCAUCGACGUGAAAUCAACACCACCAAAGGGCGAGAAGGACUACGUCCACGGCGACGGCGCGCCGUUUUGUCAGUGCCCGUUGACGGGCGCUUCAUUUGAUGGCUCCGAGCCCUUCCUCGUGGUACGGACGACGGGCUGGUUGAUAGCUCAAAAAGCAAUUUCAGAACUUGGCGAACAGGCGUUGCAGGACGAGUACGGCCCCUUUACAAAGAGCGAUUUGGUGACAGCAGCACCAGAUCCCGACGACGUCCGGGAGGCUUCAAGAGCUCUGGCCGAGAAAAGAGCAGCUGCAAAAGCCAAGAAGAAGGCCGCGAAGCGCGCCAAGGCCGGUGUUGUGGCCGACGAGAAACCGGAAAAAAAGAAAAGGAAGGCGGCGCCGCCUGCAAUAGGUGCGGCCGCCGACAUCGCGCGCCAAGCGAAGGAGCGGACGCAGCAGGACCACGCCCAGAACCCCGAGUUGGGGGCCAUGUUCCACUCGGACGCGACGAACUCUAAACCGGACGCCGCCACAUUGUUUGCGGCGACGGCGCCGCGGCGGUACAACCUGAACUGA